Paramecium tetraurelia is the source of this 1335-nucleotide messenger RNA. RefSeq lists its product as uncharacterized. The transcript is spliced from 5 exons. Gene Ontology annotation, molecular function: metal ion binding. The record is from RefSeq and is a predicted model, not a curated record. NCBI's taxonomy places the organism in Eukaryota, Ciliophora, Oligohymenophorea, Peniculida, Parameciidae.
AUGCAUACUCCAUAAGACUAAUUACGAAAAGCUUUAAAGAGAUACAAUAAUGGGGACAAGUAAAACAAUAACCGAAAUUGCCGAUCACAAUAGCUACAAAUGCCGCAAGUACCAAAAGGAAUGUUAAGUAUGAACAGUACUCAAAAAUCAGAAAGAAAUGCCAAAUUGAGUGACACAGAUACAACUGAUGUGACCCAUUACAAUUUGAAUUUUUCAUAGCCCAUUCAGUCUUGUUACUAAGUGGAACACUUAGAUCUCAAUUUCUUUAAAAUUCAACCCUGCAAAAUUCCUGGAAAUCACAGUCACAAGCAUUGCCCCUUUUAUCACAAUGCUAAGGAUCGAAAAAGAGUUAAUGUCUAGUAUUCAGCUGAAUUAUGUACAUAUAUUGAAAGUAAUCAACAAUGUCCAUAUGCAGACAAUUGUAAUAAAGCUCACAAUAGAGUGGAGUAACUAUAUAGAGCAGAUAAUUACAAGACAAAAUUCUGUUCUUACUAUCCUCACAAUAUUUCUUAAUGUGAUUAUGGAAAAUUUUGCUCUUUCGCACAUUCUGAAACAGAUAUUGUUAUAGAAUUAAUCCAUAACCUUGAAUAUGACGAUGAUUUCUUUAUGUUCUAUUACAAAACAGUUUGGUGUCCCUUCAACCUUACAUAGCAUGAUAAAGCACUCUGUGUUUACGCUCAUAAUUGGCAAGACUUUAGAAGGAAACCUUAAAUUUAUUAAUAUCAUCCAAUUCCAUGUCCAAGUUGGAACACAGCUGAAUACAUUUUAGAAUACUACAAUGGAUGCUAAGAUGGGUUUAAUUGUGGGAAAUGUCAUGGAUGGAAAGAACUAGAAUAUCAUCCGAUGUUGUUUAGAACAAAAUAAUGUAUAAAUUAAAACUGUUCAAAAACUGAUUGUUCAUUUUAUCAUAAUAACUAAGAAAAAAGAUAGAUUGACCAAUUAUCAUAAUUUAGAGUAUUUAAGAUAGUUCCUAGAAAUCGAAUAGUUUAAAACACUUUUAAAGUGAGAGAUCACAGUUUGUUGACUUCACAAAGAAAUGGUAGUAGCACACCUAGUUACUAAAAAUUAUGUGGUAGUGAUUAACAUUGGUUGGGACACAACUUACAAAAUAGUUUUUAGUAUGAUCAGGAUUCUGAUGAGGGUAAAUAAAAUGUCAAAGGAUAACACUAUUAGACGACCUUAAUAUCAAUUUAAGAAAGAACAGAUUCAGAUGAAUUGAAGGAUUUGAAGGAUCUAAUGAGAAAGAAAUCGAAUUCAGUGGUAGAUGAAAAAUAAAAUAAUGAUGACAAUGAACAUGUUAGAACAGUUUUGAAAAUGAUCGACAUGGAUCAAUGA